Messenger RNA from Fusarium oxysporum Fo47, 954 nucleotides. RefSeq names its product serine/threonine protein kinase BUD32. Gene Ontology annotation, cellular component: cytosol; EKC/KEOPS complex; nucleus. The record is from RefSeq and is a predicted model, not a curated record. Lineage: Eukaryota; Fungi; Ascomycota; Sordariomycetes; Hypocreales; Nectriaceae. Gene Ontology annotation, molecular function: ATP binding; protein serine/threonine kinase activity. Gene Ontology annotation, biological process: protein phosphorylation. The coding region runs from base 159 to 947 and encodes 262 amino acids. The transcript has a single exon.
AUUCCACUGACUUCAUCGAUGCCCUGUACCUGCGCCAGUCUUGCAGCUUAUCAGAAUCAUCGGAUCUUUCUCCACUGAUAUCGCCUGUUUCUGCAUUCUCUAUUACCAUCCUCGUCCUCCUGCUCCCAAGAAUCCUCAACAACAUUAGGAACCUGCUCAUGGCGACGACUACAGCGACGGUGACGGCUGACCCCGCGCCGCAAGCGCAGCAGUUUCCCCUCCCAAAGAUCCUCGAAUACCCCGCGUCGACCCCGCCAAUCCUCAUCACCCAAGGUGCCGAGGGUCGCCUCUACAAAACCACUUACCUAUUACCCGAUAUUCCCUGCGCCCUCAAGUAUCGCCCUCCUAAGCCCUGGCGUCACCCGAUUCUUGAUCAGCGGCUCACGAAACACCGGAUCCUUUCAGAAGCUCGUAUUCUUGCAAAGUGUCGCCGCGAUGGGGUUCGUGUACCAGCUGUGUAUGCUGUGGAUGAAUCUGCUGGGUGGUUGAUGCUGGAAUGGAUAUCUGGAGGCCCUGUUCGAAAGAGCAUCAAUGAGCGGCUCGGAAAUAGAACUGAAGGCAUAGAGAGCGAUGCUGAGCUGAAGGACCUCAUGCGAAGGAUCGGUACUGCUAUUGGCAACAUGCACAAGGUCGGCAUUGUCCAUGGUGACUUGACCACAAGCAACAUGAUGUUGCAACCCCCAGCUAACCCCCAAGAUGGUAAUUCCUUACAUGGAGAAUUGGUUAUUAUCGAUCUGGGUCUUGCGAGUGGAAGUAUAUCAGACGAAGACCGGGCAGUGGAUCUCUACGUUCUGGAGAGAGCAUUUGGUAGCACACAUCCAAGAGCAGAGUGCCUCUUUCCAGAGGUGCUCGAAGCCUAUGGCCAGACCUUCAAACAGGCCAAGAUUGUUCUCAAGAAGCUAGAAGACGUGCGGAUGAGAGGCCGCAAACGAAGCAUGCUUGGGUAAACAAAAA